AUGGACAUUGCCAUCAAGGAGUGUGCACAUGUCUUCCAAGGGAUAAGCUCCCUGGUCGACAUCGGUGGAGGGCUCGGCGCGGCUGCGCAGGCUAUCUCAGCGGCCUUCCCGAGUGUGAAAUGCAGCGUGCUAGAGCUCGACCACGUCGUCAGCAAGGCUCCCAGUGACACUCAAGUGCACUACAUAGGUGGCGACAUGUUUGAGUCUGUACCACCGGCAAAUGCCAUGUUCCUGAAGUGGGUUCUGCAUGACUGGGGCCACGAGGAGUGUGUCAAGAUACUGAAAAACUGCAGGAAGGCUGUUCCUCCAAGAGAAGAAGGGGGGAAGGUGAUAAUCAUAGAUAUUGUGGUUGGGGCAGGACAAUCGGACUCGAGGCACAAAGAGAUGCAAGCCUUGUUCGACCUAUAUAUCAUGGUCGUCAAUGGCAUGGAGCGAGAUGAGCAGGAGUGGAAGAAAAUCUUCUUGGAAGCUGGAUUCAGCGACUACAAAAUAACACCAGUUCAAGGUGUCCGAUCGAUCAUCGAGGUUUACCCUUGA
Miscanthus lutarioriparius is the source of this 537-nucleotide messenger RNA. The record is from the annotation of a GenBank genome assembly. Lineage: Eukaryota; Viridiplantae; Streptophyta; Magnoliopsida; Poales; Poaceae.